Messenger RNA from Aspergillus neoniger CBS 115656, 790 nucleotides. RefSeq lists its product as uncharacterized. The record is from RefSeq and is a predicted model, not a curated record. Lineage: Eukaryota; Fungi; Ascomycota; Eurotiomycetes; Eurotiales; Aspergillaceae. Bases 62 to 679 code for a protein of 205 amino acids. The transcript is spliced from 2 exons.
GUGUUUACUUGAUAAUAUUAUCCUGAUUUUCACCAAACAAUAAUUUCCGCACACAUCCACCAUGAGCCACUUCAACAACCCCGAUUCUGUCGCUACAAACAAGCAGGGUGAAUUUCACCCUUCGGUGAAACCUACGGGUCCUCUAGAGCAGGGCGGUCACCAAGUAGGAAGAAAGGUCGCUCCCAGCGACUUCGUCCCCGAAUUCCGCGCUGAGAGCCAUCCCCCCGGUACCGCGCCCGCCAGCAGCUCCUACCAGCCUAAUCCCAUCGGCGAGGUUGGUGGCCAGGCACUCAACCCUAAUGUCGAGCGCAGCCAUGGCAAGGAAUCUGUCAAGACCAACGCUAGCGAUACCUUGAUGGGCGCUACAUCGCAGGACGUGCACCGGGGUAUGGGCCAGCCUAUUUCGGGACAGACCAGCAACGAGCUUCGUCAUGAUGGACAGCAUGGACGCAAGGGCCAGAGUGCGGGCUUGGAACAAGUUGGAGCUAGUCGGGGAACUACCUUUGAGAGAGAGAUGCCGAGCCAGCGUGGACUGGAGCGCGAUGAGGCGCGCCCUGGUCAGCGCGGUGAUAAGGGUGCAUUGGCUGCAGAGGAUCGCGUGCCGGAGUCGGCAGAGACGGCGGCCGCUGAAUGGAGGUAUGAGCCUUCGACUAAGAGGGAUAACCCCCAUAAGCAUUGAGCGUCACCACAGGCUGGACCUUAAUUGGAUUUGAAGUGAAUAUGCUUAGAAAGGAAGUAUUUUAACGGCAAUGUAUUAAUGAACAAAAUAUUCCUGCGUCUAUCGGUAUGG